AUGAGGUCAAAGCAAGCCACCCUCCGGUCAAGCGCCGUCUCCCUCUUCCUCGCCGCCACAAUCUUCUUCCCCAACAUCGCACUCGCAAGCCUCCAGCCCUUCAUCCCCGCCGAGACUGCCGCCGCCGCCGCCGCCCCCGUCCUCCGCAGUCCGCUGAAGCGACAGACGGCGGGCUGCAUCGCCAACACCUUCUCGUGCGCCUCGCAGGGCGCCGCCUUCGCCAACAUCUGCUGCGCGAACGGGCAGGUGUGCGCGCUCGACGCCAGCAACCAGCCGGCGUGCUGCCCGUCCGGGGCCGUGUGCACCGGGACCGCGCCGGCGUCGUACGUGCCGCCGUCCACCGCCACCGCCGCCGCCAGCGUCUCGUACGUCGCCAACUCGUACUUCUCCUUCCCCUACAUCCCGACCAGCUUCGGCGACCGCGCCGCCUGCACGAGCGCCGUCAGCCAGUGCAGCGCCAACUACGCGGCGUGCACCAGCGACCUGCAGGGGGCCAACGCCGGCGCCGGCGCCGGCUACGGCGUCACCAUCAUCGUGCCCGGCGGCGGCGGCACCACGGUCGCCGGCGCCACGCAGGUGAGCCUGGCCCCGACGAGCGCGAGCAGCAUCUGCAGCAGCCUGAGCAGCGUGGCGUGUUUUGGCCUGCAGAGCAGCCAGUGCACGCAGUCCGGGACGACCAACGGCUUCGUCGUGGGCGGGAGCGGCAACAUUGCGCGGCCGACGGCCAUGCCGUGUGUCGGCGUGGUGGGUGCCGUGGCGGCGGGCGUAGGGCUGGGGGUGAUGGGUAUAUAA
Messenger RNA from Phaeoacremonium minimum UCRPA7, 792 nucleotides. Its product is annotated as putative gpi-anchored protein. The record is from RefSeq and is a predicted model, not a curated record. Lineage: Eukaryota; Fungi; Ascomycota; Sordariomycetes; Togniniales; Togniniaceae. Bases 1 to 792 code for a protein of 263 amino acids. The transcript has a single exon.